AUGCGUCAAUCAAGUACUUUGUUGUAUGCCGCCUUGUUUCUUUUAAUAGCGCUUGUUAAACCUAAUGUUGCUGAAAGUGACUCUCUUGUCAAUAGAAAUAAUCGUCCGUCAACGAGCAAAGAACGUCUAGCAGUUGGAAAUGACGCACAACACGUUUCUCAAGCCGCUCAAGAUUCAUUAGGUUCAGAUCCCGUAAUUGAAAUACCUCCACAAUCUCCUCAAUCGGUUCCAACUCCAAUGAAUGAAGUACCCAUUCAACCUUCUCAUGCGACUCCGACGCUUUCGAAUGAACUACCUGCUCAAUCGUCACAGGAAGAUCUGACUUCUGUGGAUGAAGUGCCUGUUCAACCUUCUCAACCGGCUCACAUUUUCGUGAAUGAAGUACUUACCCAACUCUCUGAGGCGACUCCGACUCCUUCAAAUGAACAACCUUCUCAACCGGCUCCGAUAUUGGCGGAUGAACUACUUGCUCAUCCUUUUCAAGCUGCUCCGGUUCCUGCCAAUGAAGUAUCUUAUCAUUCUUCCCAAGCGACUCCAACUCACACGAAUGAAGUACCUUCACAACCUCCUCAAUCGGCUCCGACUCCAGCGAAUGAAGUACCCAUUCAACCUUCUCAUGCGACUCCGACUCUUUCGAAUGAACUACCUGCUCAAUUGUCACAGGAAGCUCCAACUCCAGCGAAUAAAGUAUUCGCUCAACCUUCUCAACUGACUCCUAUUCUCGCGAAUGAAGUACCCGCCCAACCAUCUGAGGCGGCUCCGACUCCUUCGAAUGAACAACCUGCUCAACCUUCUCAACCGGCUCCGAUAUCGGCGGAUGAACUACUUCCUCACCCUUCUCCAGUUGCUCCGGCCCCUACCAAUGAAGUAUCUGCUCAUUCUUCCCAAGCGACUCCAACUCACAUGAAUGAAGUACCUCUACACGCUUCUCAAGCGGUCCCAACACCUACGAAUGAAGUACCGACUGAACCUUCUCAAGCAGCUCCGACUCGUACAAGUGAAGUACCUGCAGAACUUUCUCAGGUGGCUCCAACUCUUGUGAAAGAAGAACCUCUACGAUCUUCUCAAGUGACUCCAACACCUGCGAAUGAAGUAUCUCUUCAGUCUUCUCAAGCAAACACAGCUUCAGCAAGUGAAGUACCUGUCGAACCUUCUCACGCAGCCCCAUCUCCUACGAAUGAAGUACCUCCACAGCCUUCCGAGGCGGUUCCAACACCUACCAAUGAAGUACCUGUACAACCUUCUCAAACGGCUCCAACACCUGCGAAAGAAGCACCUACUCAAAGUUUUGAGACAGUCUUGACUCCCGACUAUGAAGCUCAAGCUAAUGCUAACCCAAUGUUUGAAAGUGACGUUCCAUCUUCUCAAAGUGAUUCAACGACUGAAGCUACUACAGAUGAAACUGAAGAAAUCGCUGUAAUAGAAGAUGAAAGCCAGAGUGAUACUGAAGGUGCACAUGAAGAAGUUAGCAAUCAGAAAUAUGAAGGUCAUCGAAGCGAAGAUCUUUAA
Molecule: messenger RNA, 1509 nt
Organism: Rotaria sp. Silwood2
Lineage: Eukaryota; Metazoa; Rotifera; Eurotatoria; Philodinida; Philodinidae
Source: the annotation of a GenBank genome assembly